Molecule: messenger RNA, 644 nt
Organism: Pangasianodon hypophthalmus (striped catfish)
Lineage: Eukaryota; Metazoa; Chordata; Actinopteri; Siluriformes; Pangasiidae
Product: guanylin
Exons: 3
Coding region: 75-401 (108 amino acids)
Cellular component (GO): extracellular region
Molecular function (GO): guanylate cyclase activator activity
Source: RefSeq, a predicted model, not a curated record
CAAGACAUAACACUGAGGUGAGAACACCUGGAGAACAACUGUGAAAGACCCACAGCUUCUUUCAAAACAUCAGUAUGAAGACCAUCAUUUUGAUCGCUCUUCUCUUGACUACUCUCUGCCUGGUCUCUGAGGCUGUCCAAGUCCAGGAUGGAGAAAAUUCCUACUCACUUGAAUCAGUGAAGGUCCUUCAGCAACUGUUGGACAGUAGCUCUGUCCCCAAACAGCAGAAUCCUCGUCUAGUUAAGACCAGCUACAGCGCAGUUUGUGGCAACCCAACCCUGCCCCAGGAGUUUAUUGGGCUCUGUCGUCAAAGUGACUCUGCCCUGGUCUUCUCCAGGCUAGCUGCAAUGCCUACGGAUGUGUGUGAAAUCUGUGCUUAUGCCGCCUGCACUGGUUGCUAGACAUCUUUUCUGCUUGUGAAGGAAUGUUUUUUUCCAGGCACCCAAGUGCAACAGACUGUUUUGGAACUGUUACCUGUUUAAAAGCACAUGUGUAAUGCCUCUUAGUCUAAAGAUUUGAUGAAUUGGUAUUUUUUUAUUUGUUACAGUAUGUUUAUUUAUCAAUUCUAUUUCUAUGUGCCUUGUGUUUGCAUAUUCUUAUGUUCAUCAGUUCCUUAUAUGUGCAUUAAAAUGCUUUCAAAAGUA